Messenger RNA from Brettanomyces nanus, 1542 nucleotides. RefSeq names its product threonine synthase (gene THR4). NCBI's taxonomy places the organism in Eukaryota, Fungi, Ascomycota, Pichiomycetes, Pichiales, Pichiaceae. The transcript has a single exon. The record is from RefSeq and is a predicted model, not a curated record. Gene Ontology annotation, biological process: L-threonine biosynthetic process. The coding region runs from base 1 to 1542 and encodes 513 amino acids. Gene Ontology annotation, molecular function: threonine synthase activity; pyridoxal phosphate binding.
AUGCCUUCAGCUUCACAAAGAUACCGUUCUACACGGUCGCGGGAGUCACAAUCAAAGCCUUUCGAAUAUGCUGUUAUUCGGGGUCUUGCUGAGGAUGGAGGAUUGUUCGUUCCUUCUCAAAUCCCUCAUGUUCCUAGUGACUUCAUUAAGCAAUGGGCCAACCUCUCAUUCCAGGAGCUAGCCUUCAAAGUGAUGCGUCUCUAUGUGAGCCGGGAAGAGAUUCCCGACACUGAUUUGGCAGAAUUGAUCUCUAAGUCGUACUCAAAGUUCCGUUCACCUGAGAUCACACCAUUGGUCAAGAUCGACUCUCAGCAAAACCUUUACCUAUUGGAGUUGUUCCACGGCCCAACGUAUGCCUUCAAGGAUGUGGCUCUUCAGUUUUUGGGUAACUUAUUUGAGUAUUUCCUAUUGAAGAAGAACAGUAAGAAGGCUGCCGGUGUUACUCACGAUAGAAUCACCGUUGUUGGUGCUACCUCCGGUGAUACAGGCUCUGCUGCCAUUUAUGGUCUUCGUAACAAAAAGGACGUAUCUGUGUUUAUUCUCUAUCCAACAGGUCGCGUGUCUCCUCUUCAGGAACAACAGAUGACCACCGUUCAGGAUGCAAACAUUCAUACGUUGUCUGUUAAGGGUACGUUCGAUGACUGCCAGUCUCUUGUGAAGCAGGUGUUCAACGAUGUAAAGUUCAAUGAUAAGUACCACGUUGGUGCCGUUAACUCUAUCAACUGGGCACGUAUUCUUGCCCAGAUUACCUACUAUUAUCACGGUUACUUCCAACUUUUAAGACAAGUUCCGGAGGCACAGAAAAGCGGCUUGAAAGUUAAGUUCGUCGUGCCAAGUGGUAAUUUUGGUGAUAUUCUUGCUGGUUAUUAUGCUAAGCAAAUGGGCUUACCUGUGGAACAGCUAGUUGUCGCUACCAACGAAAAUGAUAUUCUUAAUAGAUUUCUCAGAACUGGUACCUAUGAUAAAGCACCUGUUAAGGUUACCUAUUCUCCGGCAAUGGAUAUCUGUGUCUCUUCAAACUUUGAGAGAUUCUUGUGGUAUAUGGUUAGAGAUACUGUUGCCUCUAAAGAUGAUAGAGAGGCCGGCAGUAUAAUGAACCAGUUCAUGAACGAGCUCUCUUCUAAAGGUGCCUUCAGGGUGGCUGAGGAGACUUUGAGACUCGCCCAGUCGUUUUUGUUAUCGGGCUCUGUCAGUAAUGACGAAACUGUUCGUACUAUACGGUCUACCUACCAGAAUACUUCCAACCACUACAUUUUGGACCCACAUUCUGCUGUUGGUAUCUCCGUUGCUGAACGUAUUAUAGCAGAAGAUGGUGAGGAUACUGCAAUUAAUUACAUCUCUCUAUCUACGGCUCAUCCUGCCAAAUUCUCAGAGGUGGUUAACAAGGCGUUGGGUGAUAUUACCGGCUAUUCCUUCGAGAAAGACGUUCUCCCUCACGACUUGAAGAAGUUGGCAACUUUGCCUAAAAAAAUUAAGGAGAUCGACAUUCCAGAAUUGAAGGUUAUUGAGGCUGCCAUCGAAGAGGAAUUGGUUACGGAAUAA